AUGCCACCCCUCGUACGCUGCUACUGCAAAGUUACAAACUGCAACGGCGUUCUUGUUCCAUCUCACGUAUUUCGCUCACAUGAGCGCUCUGAUUUACGUCAACGAACUCUUGCUGAUCAGGCCAACUUUACCCGGCGAGUUGGGCAACACGUCAUAUCACAGGAUGUUGGGCGAGUUCCUCGAGGAUUUUCGGUUCCAUUACACGAACCUCUCCCUCCCUUGUCUCCGGAGUUUCACGAUCCUUUGGAGGAUGCCGUCUUGGAUUAUGGGGUUCUUACUGAUGCAGAUCUAGGUAUCCCAACACCAGGCAGCCCCUUGCCCAACCUUGGUCCUAAUAUGCGCAGUCCCGAGGCUCUUAUUGCGGCUGUCGAGCACUUUGACGCAUAUAACAAUGCGACAGCUGCUGGCUCCCGGCGCCUUACGGCUCAUGACGCGCACCAACUUCCUCUUGACCCCGCGCAACACACUUUUGAACGGCAACUUGAGAAGACCGUGGAGGAAAUGCAAAGAGAACAAGCUGAUCUUGAUGACGAAGAGGAGAUACAGGAUUUCGAUGGAGAUGGAUGCUUUAAUGUACCCGAUGAAGAAGACGACCGUGCGCCUAUACAGGCAGAACCAGGGGAGGACGACCCUGAUCCCUUCUUUCCUGACGAAGACUACUUUUCAGAAGACCACACGGAUCUUUCGCACCUCCCUCACCAUCUGCUAGUGAUAUAUGCACUCGUCUCAUGGCUUUACCUCCAGUUUCACCUUCCACGAGUUGCGUGCAACGCACUCCUUGCGAUAUUGGCUUGCAUUUUACUCUCGAUUGCACCGGCCAUCGACACUCCUUUCAUAACGCUUCAAUCCAGCAAUCGGGUACUUGGUGUGGAUAAGACUAUCUACACUCUUCCCGUCUGCCCAUCUUGCCGUGAAGUUUUCCCUCCUGCGGGUUCGCUGCAUACCGUGGAUACCUGUCCGAUCUGCCUCGAUGAUCUUUUCCUGCCAGAACACACUCUGCGGGGUAACCAACGAGCAGUCAAGUCCCCAGUGAUAAAAUAUCCUUAUCUUCCGCUUUCUGAACAGCUGAAAUCUCUAUUGAAGAUACCCGGCUUAGAGGCACUACUGGAUGGGUGGCGCAUGAAACCUCGCGCUGCAGGACAAUACACCGAUAUUUUUGAUGGCGCAGUGUGCCGCACCAAACUCAAGGAUCCGAAUGGUAAAUUGUUCUUCUCAAACCUUCCUCAUGAAAAGAACGGUCCAGACAACGAGCUUCGUAUCGGCGUCAAUCUUGGGUUGGACUGGUUUUCAUACAUCCGCAGCAACAUCGCACCAUCUCACUCUUCAGCUCCAACGUCAUUCUCGAUUCAACGCUUUCUUCGUCCUAUCGUAUCGGAUCUCUUGCGCUUGUGGAAGUUUGGUAUCAGGGUUCCGACGGAGUCUUCUCCUCAUGGGAGACUUGUCCGCGUAAUUCUAGUUGCUGUCGUAUGCGACAAACCUGCUGCUCAUAAAGUGGGUGGGUUUGCUUCCCAUUCACAUACUAAUUUCUGCACCCUCUGUUGGAUCACUCUGAGCGACAAAACCACACCGGCUGCCUUUCAAGAAGGAGCAUUCCGCCCGCGGACAAACGAGGAACAGCGUGAGCUAGGUGACCGUUACCGAAAUCUUCCAACAGCCAGCACGCGCAAGAAUUUUGUCAAGGACUUCGCUACACGAUAUUCUCAACUCUCCCGAUUACCAUACUUCAACUUAGUCGAGCAGAUCGUUAUCGAUCCGAUGCAUAAUCUGUUUCUAGGUCUCGUCAAGACGCAUUUCUAUAAUAUCUGGGUACAGAGUAAAAUUCUACGCCCAAAUCACGAGCUCGACGCAUUCCACGAGAUGCUUGCAGACUUUAUAGUACCAGGAGCAUGUGGCAAACUACCAACAGAUAUCGGCAUGCCGUCUGGGGGAUCCCUAACAGCCGAUCAGUGGUUAUUGCUCUCGACCGUGUAUGGACCCAUUAUCAUACCUCAAUUAUGGGCCGCGUGCACGCCUUCAGAUGCCAGUGAUCAGAUACUCCAUCAACGUGUGGCCGCCAUCGAGAAGCUUGAAGCAGAGAAGACAGUCAAAGCUACCUGUAAUGCUGACAAUAGAAAGGCUCUAGCUGAUGCGAAGAAACACGGGAAGGAUGCUUAUGAGGCAGAGAAGGCACGCAUUGCCGGUCUGAAACUGCAGGAAGCAGAGGCCAGGAACCAAGAGAAGCUUCGUGCUGCUGCUGCUAAGCAGGCAGAGAAAGCUAGAAUUUCCGCAGAGAAAAAGGCGCGAGCAGCUGCGCUCAAGGCAACCCGUAAGCGCAAAGCUACGACACAGAUGGUUGACGAUCUCACCGAAGGAGAAAUUCACCCUGCUCCUGCCCCUCCGCCCGCUCCUACUGCUCCAGCAAACGAAGGCUUUGACAUUACUGACGACAGUACUAACACUAAGUUCUGCCUACAUCCAGACGAUCCUGAAAACUUCCUCAAGCUUAGCGCUGCGCUUCGCAUCAUUGUCCGACAUCAAAUAUCUGACCAAGAUAUCAACGACGUUGAUAGGCUCCUCCGUGAAUAUACUUACGGACUCAUUCAUCUGUACGGAUCAAGUUCCAUCAAGCCUAAUCAUCACUACGCAACUCAUGUCAGUGAAUGCGCGCGUAAUUUUGGCCCUUUGCACGACUUUUGGACCUUCCUCUUUGAACGCCUCAACAAAGUACUCAAAUCCUACAAAACGAAUAACCACGGAAACGGCGAACUCGAGACGACAUUUUUCCGCGAGUUCCAGCGUACUUGCCAAACUAACCGUAUGACUUACACUCUUGUCCAACGUCCAAAGGACUCGCUCCCAAGCGCGGUUGCCGACAUUAUGAUCAAAGCAUCCAACGAAGAACGAGGCACGGUAGCCGGGUUAGCGGCGCUAUCAAAAGACCUUGACGAUGUCGUCGCCGAUGCGGAUCAAGUGUACAUGCUCAGCCCUCGCCACCACCUGAAAGACCUGUCUACCGAUACCUACCGACUUCUUGCUGAGACUCUUUGUCUUCAUUUCCCCCUCACGCCAGUUCACUGCCGCAUGGAUCGCCCGCUUCUAUCUCAUAGCCUUCCUCUCAACUGGCAAGCCAUAUUUUUCGACUACGUUGUCCUUCGUGGGAAGCGCUAUUAUGCCUCUCGGACAACAGGAUCUAAUCGUUCGUCUUUUGUUCAUGUCGUCAUUCCAAACAAUGGUUCACCCCGUCAUGCUUAUGGUGAGAUAUUGGAGAUUUUUCAGUUUGAGCAGAAUUUGCGUGGACAAGGAAAUCGUAUGUGGUUCGCACGAAUGCGCUGGCUCAAAGCUUGGCGUGCAGAGCCAUCUCCAUGGGACAAGUUUUCAGUCGUGGAUGUACGCCUUUGGGAGUUGGGCGAAUAUUUGGACCGCGACACUCAACUACCGCAUCUCAUUGACCCAGACUGGGUGACGGGCCAGCUUGCUAUGAUGACUGUGUCCGUCGGCGAGAGCAAGACAAAGAAGUUGACUCGCUGCUAA
Suillus clintonianus is the source of this 3510-nucleotide messenger RNA. RefSeq lists its product as uncharacterized. Bases 1 to 3510 code for a protein of 1169 amino acids. NCBI's taxonomy places the organism in Eukaryota, Fungi, Basidiomycota, Agaricomycetes, Boletales, Suillaceae. The transcript has 13 exons. The record is from RefSeq and is a predicted model, not a curated record.